CUCAGAAAGAGAGAGAUAAGUGUCUCUCCCCUCCAUUAAAACAUGAGUAAAGGCCCCACACCGAAGUCUCUCCCCCUCAGCGUGGCUUUGAAGUGAUGCUCAAUGGCCUUUUACCUCAGAAAGGCCCUUCAGCAGGGAGAGGUGCCUUUCCCCCUCAGGGAUAGCUUUGCCCUUUCGAUGGGAAUUAUUAUUAUUAAUUAUUAUUUAUUACUGAACCACACAGAGAUAAGACACGCGUGUGGGGGAAUCCGUGGGCUUUGAGACCCAGGAAGCUCUUUGCCUGCUUCUCCCUCACGCUCCCAUUCUCUGCUGCUGCUGCUGCUGCUGCUUCUGCUGCUGCUUAAUGCUUAUUCCUGCUCCAGAGGCUCCUUUUUCCUCUGCCUCAAAGCAGGUGACUCUGCUCUUUCCUCCUCCUUCCUGGUCUCCCUUCCCAAGGCCAUGGUGGUGGUUGUGGUGGUGGCCCUUGCUUUUGGGAAUGGGCAAGCCCUUGCUGCCUUUGGCUUUCCUUGUUGCCUUGGCCAGCAAAGCCGUGGGUAGCAGCUCCUCUCUGCGGCUGCUGCCUGGCAUCUUUGCUCCUUUUCUUCCCCAGCUUUCAGGAGGAGGAGAAGAAGAAGAGGGAUUUGAUGUCUAUUUUUUUUUUUUUGGCUAGGUUUCAAAAGCCCCCUUCUGCAAUCGAGGGCUGCUGCGGCGGAGGAGAAAAGUUGCAGCUCUAUUUAUUUCUUAUUUUUUCCCCUCCCCUGCACCUGCCAUUGAGACUUCCUGUUCAGAGAGCCCAACCGCUGCCUUUGGGUUCUUCCUCUUUUUUUUGGAGUUUAGCAAAGCGUUUGACUCCUCUCUUCCAUUCCAGGGCCUCUAACCUGAACAAGGAUGGAGCUGUGGGCUCCUCAGAAAGACUGAAGAAGUGGAUUUUGCUUUCUUUUUCCUCUCCUAGGUAUGAAUGAAGCAGGCUAGGGAGGAGAAGAAGAAGGCGUCUUCAAGGGACUGACCCUCUUCAUGAUGGUGGCUGGUCCCUGAUUUUUGAAGGAGUCACCUUGCAAGGAGACCCCUCUUCUUCAUUUCAUGGAGCUCCCCCAGCCUCUAUGCAUUUGAGGUAUCUGUGACACGUGUUGGAACUACCUCCAACAUCCCCUUUUUGGCUGGCAUCAAAAGUUUGGGUCUGAAGGGGUGUUAACUCCCUUCGACCUUUUGUGAGGAAAAGACGACUGCAUCUGGACUUGGAAACCAUUCCUUUUAUUUGAUCGUGGGGAGCUUUGCAGUCUCAAGGAUGGGCAAUGCAGCGAGCAGCAUGGAGAUGUCUCCAGCCAAGGAGAUUAAAAGCCAGCCAACCGCGUCUUCGCCUCUGCCCCCCAAACAGCCUGCGCCCCCCAAGCAGCCCAUGCCUAGUGCUGGCGAACUGGAAGAGCGGUUCUCUCAUGUGCUGAAUUCUAUGAACUUGCCACCAGACAAAAUGAAGCUAUUGAGCCAGUAUGACAAUGAGAAGAAAUGGGAGUUGAUCUGUGAUCAGGAAAGGUUUCAAGUGAAAAACCCACCUUCUGCCUAUAUCCAGAAACUGAAGGGCUAUCUGGACUCUGGUGGAUUCAGUGGAAAGUUCAAGAGGCGGGUUCAAGAGUCCACCCAGGUUCUUCGGGAAUUAGAGAUAUCUCUGAGGACAAAUUAUAUUGGCUGGGUCCAGGAAUUCCUAAAUGAAGAAAACAAAGGCCUCGAUGUCUUGGUGGAUUACCUUGCCUUUGCCCAGUGCUCUGUCACGUAUGAUAUGGACAGCACUGACAAUGGGAGUCCUGGGUCCGACAAGGGGAGACCCCUGGACAGAUCUAUGGAAGACCUCAGCAGAAACAGCUCACCCACGCAGGGCUCCACCAAAACAAGGCACUUCACUGUCAGGUGUUGCCAUUUGAAUCAGCAGAUCCAAACAUUCUUUCAACAAGUCCACCCAAGCGUCCCCUCCUCCAGCACCCCCGGGAGCGAGCAGGACUGUAAGCCCAGGCCACCUGUCAACUCCUACUCACCCCGACUCAAUACGGCACACAGUAGGAAAGCGCUGAGGAACUCACGCAUUGUCAGCCAGAAGGAUGAUGUCCACGUUUGCAUCAUGUGCCUCCGUGCCAUCAUGAAUUAUCAGUCCGGCUUCAGUCUUGUAAUGAACCACCCUGCCUGUGUCAAUGAGAUCACUCUCAGCCUCAACAAUAAGAACCCCAGAACCAAAGCGCUUGUCCUUGAGCUGUUGGCUGCUGUUUGCUUGGUCCGAGGUGGGCAUGACAUCAUUCUGGCGGCCUUUGACAACUUCAAGGAGGUUUGUGGUGAAAAAAACCGCUUUGAGAAGCUGAUGGAAUAUUUCAGAAACGAAGACAGCAACAUAGAUUUCAUGGUGGCUUGCAUGCAGUUCAUCAAUAUUGUGGUUCAUUCUGUGGAGAACAUGAAUUUCCGUGUCUUCUUACAAUAUGAGUUCACACAGUUGGGACUGGAUGAAUAUCUAGAGAGGCUGCGCUAUACAGAAAGUGAUAAGUUGCAGGUACAAAUCCAAGCCUACCUGGACAACAUAUUUGAUGUGGGUGCCCUAUUAGAAGAUACUGAAACCAAAAAUGCCGUUCUGGAGCAUGUGGAGGAUUUGCAAGAAGAAGUUGGACAGCUCACAGAGAAGCUCCAGGAUGCGGAGAAUGAGUCUUUGGCAAGGGUUGCUGAGUUAGAGAAGCAGCUUUGCCAAUCACGUCGUGAGCUGGAGGCCUUGAGAGCUAGAACCACAAGUGAUGAGCAGAGCACAGAGGAGCAAGCUAGCAAGAUAAAUAUUCCAAAGGGCCCUCCUUUGCUCCAAAAGCAGUCAUCACAAGGAGCAGGAGAACCCCCAUUGCCCUCUGCCUUGGAGCGCAAACUAGAAGAGCUAGAAGAUAAGGGGUUGAUUCGGAUUUUGCGUGGAGCUGGCAGUGAUGCCAUUACAGGCAUUGAAAUCAUCCCAGUCAUUGUGGAUACCACAGCAGCCACCACCAUUACUAUUGAGGCACCUUCGUCAACCAGCACAGAUGUUCCUUCACCAUCUGCAUCGCCUGUUCCUCCAGCUGCUCCAGAAAUCCCACCAGCACCUCCCCUACCCCUCACUCAGGAUAGCAAUCCUGUGAUUGUCCAAACUUCCCAAACUACUCGGGAAGAAAUCUCUCUUCCUCCUCCUCCUUCCCCUCCCCCAGCACCACCUCUUCCAGGAGGCAGUGAACCUCCACCUGCCCCACCGCUCCCUAUAGCUGCAACUGGGUCCCAUCCACCACCACCACCUCCUCUCCCGUCAGUGAAUGGUCCAGCUCCUCCUCCUCCUCCCCCUCCUCCCAUGGUGGAAGGGGUGAAUCUGCCAGGAAUCACUGUUAGUUCAGCUGUCAAGAUCAAGAAGCCAAUACAGACCAAAUUCCGCAUGCCUAUCUUCAACUGGGUUGCCUUGAAGCCUAACCAAGUCAAUGGGACAGUCUUCAAUGAACUCAAUGAUGAGAAAGUCCUUCAGGAGUUGGACAUGAGUCACUUUGAAGACCAGUUCAAAACGAGAGCACAAGGCCCAGGUCGAGAGUUCGGUGCUGUAAAAGUGAAAGUUUCCCAGAAAGCCUCCAGUAAAGUGACGCUGAUUGAGUGUAACCGGGCAAAGAACCUGGCUAUCACACUCCGCAAGGGAGGGCUUCCCAUUGAUGGCAUUUGCAAGGCCAUUCAGACAUAUGACCUACAGUCUCUCAGCCUUGAUUUUCUGGAGUUGCUGAUGCGCUUCAUUCCUACAGAAUAUGAGCUCACAACAAUUCGCAAGUAUGAGAAGGAGCAACGCCCACUGGAUGACCUCUCAGAUGAGGACCAGUUCAUGAUCAAGUUCAGCAAGAUCCCCCGACUCACUGAGCGUAUGAACAUCAUGACCUUCUUAGGCAACUUCGGAGACACUGUACAGCUUCUCCUGCCACAGCUGAAUGCUGUCAUUGCUGCUUCAAUGUCAAUCAAGGCUUCUACCAGACUGCGGCAGAUUCUGGAGAUUGUCCUUGCUUUUGGGAAUUACCUGAACAGUAGCAAACGGGGAGCUGCCUAUGGGUUCCGGUUGCAGAGCCUUGAUGCACUCCUGGAUAUGAAAUCAACAGACCGGAAACAGACGCUGCUUCAUUACAUAGUGCGGGUGAUUGAGGAGAAAUAUCCUGACCUCAUAAGUUUCUCCAGUGAACUGCAUUUCUUGGACAAAGCAGCAACAGUAUCAUUAGACAGUGUAUUGCAAGAUGUCAGAGGCCUACAGCGGGGUAUGGAGCUCACGCGCAAAGAGUUCAUGCGCCAAGAUGACAGUGCUGUGCUUAAGGAGUUCUUGAAGACCAACACAGAGGUGAUGGAGAAGCUCCAAGCAGACAGUAAAACUGCACAGGAGGCCUAUGAGGCAACAGUAGAAUAUUUUGGAGAAAAUCCCAAGACCACUCCUCCAACCAUGUUCUUCCCCAUGUUUGUGCGUUUUAUUAAGGCAUACAAGAAAGCAGAGGACGAUAUCCAAUUAUGGAAAAAGCAGGAAGCAGCUGCCAAAGAAGAGGAGAUGGACUCCUCCAAGAAAGAGGAGCAGGUGGCACCAAAGUCUCCCACCCAUAAGGCCAAGCGGCAGCAGAUGGACCUCAUCGCUGAACUGAAGAAGAAGCAGAUGGUGAAAGAGCCUCUCAUUUAUGAGGAGAAGGAUGGAGCCAUUGAGGAUAUUAUUACGGCUCUGAAGACUGUUCCUUUCACUGCUCGGACGGGCAAACGUUCCUCACGCCUCUUCUGUGAUGCCAGCUUCAAUGAAGAGAGCCCCCUGUAGCUUAUGGCUCUAGGCCUGCGGAACCAGCCAUACCGGCGAGGGGACACUGGGCGGCACAGUGGCAGGAAACGAAUGGCUGGGCAGACGCUGCAGGUGACCUCCGACAUCUCUCUGUGACAGCCAUGAAUAGGAACAGCAGACUAGCCAGGCCUUGGUUUGCAAGGAGAGGCAAGAAUGCGGGGGUUUAUUGCCAAUAGGUCUGGACCUAAACCUCCUCCUGCCUCCAGAAAAAAACAGAGGACUCAGGGCAGGAUGAUUUCCCCUCUCCUUUCAGCUUUUAAAGCCAUCUGUGGGACUUUGCACAUUUAGGCACUGCCCGUUGCUUCACUUUGAACUCAGAAGGCCUUUCUUGCUCGUUUGCCUGCCCCACGGUGGAAUUUUGCCAGUGGGAGAAGUUCCAGUCUGCACUGCAGGGACAGCGAAUGGUGCUUAACAAUGACUCCACAGCCACAACAACCAACCAACCAACAAGAACCACCUUCUACAGCCACGGAGUCAUUGUGGUUUCUUCCUUCCCUGAAAAGGCAGCAAGUGGCACAACAGUCUGGAUUCCUACUUCCUGGUCUCCUUUCCAUCUGGCCUGCUUCAGUUCCUUGCCUACUAUGUUUAUAUCCAAGGCAUUUUAUUCUGCUUUAAUCCUCCAAUCUUUCCCUUUCUGGAUUACAGAAGGGGUGAUGUGGAGUUUGAAGAAAUAUCUCCUCGCAGUCACCAGUUACCAUGAACAGUGCUGGAGCACUCAAAAAGGGUUAUUAACCCAGGAAUGUGUAACUUCAGGAUUACUUAAGCCAUGCAAAAGGGGUGCAACAGGGGCUACCUAUCUAAUAGGUCCGAGUAGACUCUGGGCUAUUCCUGGGUGAUGGUAAGUACCCUGCACAGAACAGCCUCCAACUCCAGCACUUUUUCAAAUAUCUUCCUUGGAAAUGCAAGAACGAUUUCAGUACUCUGAACCCCCCAAACUCCAGACAGCAUUUAGAUUAUGAUAGUGUGUCAGCCCCAGUGGCUUCUCUCCCUUUGCCACAUUUUUUGGUAAGCGCACUAACAUUUAAGCCAGGCCUGCUGUUUUCUUCAAAGCUGGACAUUUCUGCUUGUGUGUCCUAAAUCCACAGCAGUACCGUUGUGGUAGUAGAUGGCAGAAAAGAGGAAGGAAAUAGGAAGGGCAGUACAUUGACUUCUUGUUCAGUCCUCUGUUUAUGAAGUCUAGAUUUGCCCAAUAUUAUGGCCACAUGCAGCCGUUUUGUUUGUUUUUUAAAAAAUUAUGGCUCCUGUAAUCCCCAGGCAGCUAGGGAUUCUGUUUGGAAAUUUCUGCGAGUUAGAAUCCCCAAAUCUAACUUGUCCAAACUGCCCAUAUGUAUUUACAGACUAAAGUGGGUAGUAAUUAUGUCAUGGCUAAUAAUUGGAUGUGUACCACUUAGAAAAUUUUAUCAAAUGUUGGAGUUGUCCAUCUUUCUGCCCUCAAAGUUUUCUGAUAUCAGGCUUGCCUGAAAUCACUUGGAGAGUGCAAAUUCUGGAUGGAGUGUAAUGGAAGAAUGAUCCAACGUCUGAUGGUGGGGAAGAUAUUUUGUGUCCCUCCUAAUACAAUGUACUAACACUCCCAUCAUCCCUCAUUGUCUUUGUGGGCUGUGGUUGAUGGCAGGUAUAGUCCAACAAUAGCUGAAGGGCUACAUGCUUCCCACAAAAAAAAUGUAGGCUGUUAAUAAGACUUGAGUUUCUCAGGACCAGACAUUCUCUUAAAUAAUGAUGUGUUCCUAUAUUAGCACAAUUAUGAGCUCUAGGAAAGAAGGCCUGGUCAGUGGAACAGCAUCUCAGGAUUUAAGUUUUUAGCACAGAGAUCUCUUUGGCACUUUUUAAACCAACUUGCUCUGAUGCAAACAAGCUCAGAGUGGUUUUGUGACAAUCAAACUGAGUAUUAGAGCUGCUGUUCUUUCUCUUGCCACAGUUUUCUGUGGCUUUUCACCAGUGCUUUUUCUCCGCCAGGUAGCAUUUCCAAGGGCAUUAGCUCCCUCCCCGGACUUGCCCCUUUCAGAUCUACAUUCUUAAACACUCUUCUACAAUCAGGUAAAAAUGGAGAGUGAAGAUGAUAACUAAGUCAAUUAGACCAUAUACACUGUAACUUCUAUGAUUGUUCUUCAGUAGAAAUUCAAUUGGCCAUUGCACUGUCACCAUCUGGGGACAUUUCUGCAUUAAAUUCAAAAGGAACCAGAUUGUCUGGAGGAAUCAACAUCAUGCCACUACUGAACUGAAAGGCAUGCAGUCCUUUCUGGAACUACUUUUUAAACUAGAACUUCCGCAUUGUCCAUAUUAGCUGGAGAUUCAAGAAUUUUAGUCCAAAACGUAAUUUCUCAUGUUCUAGUUUUCAUGUGUUCUGUCCUUAGUGACACUUGUCCACAGGCAUUUGUCACACCCUCUUCCCCAAUGAGCUGGUUCCAUAUUCUUACAAAUCAUAUUUUCCUUUCCACUUUGGUGGGAGAUUAUGAAAACUCCAGAACCAUGUUGGGAAGAUCUUUGCGACCCAUCUCUUGCAGAUGAACAUCAUCACACCUUGCCGAUGUAAACAGACUGUCCCCUUUGCACAACUCCAAGCUACCUAAUAAUUUUCCCCUGCAGAUGCCACUGUUAUGCCAAGAUCAGUGACUCUGUUGUAGUCCUGGCCCCCUUCACUCCAGCAUGCAAGCCCCACAGCAGCCCCAAGCGCAUGAUCCAGCAGGUGCUGACCUGCAUGCACAACAAAGCUCCUGGUUGGUCUCAGUGAGAUGAUGGAAAUCUCUCAAAAACAGAUCAAUGCUAAGCCAACUCCCCGUCUCUCAUUCUCAUCCUGCUCCAGACCUGAAGCAGCACAUCCAACAAAGCCAAGCUUAGACUUUGGCUGUUUGUUACUUACCUGCUGUCAUGUAAAAACAGCUACAAUAUUCGCAACAUACAGUCAGUGUUGCAACUUUGCCCACUGAUUCAUCAUUGGGGGGGGGGGGGGGGUUGUCAGGACGAGAAUUGAAUGUGUACAACCGAUUAUGUUUUUUAAAAUGCCUUGAAUCAUGUAAGGGGGGACCCUACAUGAGUGCUAGUUUGUAUACAUUAUUUUUAUAUAUUGUUACGUGAAUGGCAUUUAAUCCAAAGCAACUUAAAAAUGACAACAAUAAUAAACAUAUUAUAAAGG
Anolis carolinensis (green anole) is the source of this 7931-nucleotide messenger RNA. It is a transcript of the gene fmnl1, whose product is annotated as formin like 1. Gene Ontology annotation, biological process: cortical actin cytoskeleton organization; regulation of cell shape; cell migration. The transcript is spliced from 28 exons. The record is from RefSeq and is a predicted model, not a curated record. Gene Ontology annotation, molecular function: actin filament binding; small GTPase binding. The coding region runs from base 1265 to 4780 and encodes 1171 amino acids. Lineage: Eukaryota; Metazoa; Chordata; Lepidosauria; Squamata; Anolidae. Gene Ontology annotation, cellular component: cytosol.